UGCUCUUAUAACAGAUACAAUGGGAGGAAGUGACAUUCUGACGGCUCACAGGCGGUCAAGCGAAGCCGAACCCUAAAAGCCGAGAAUUGUUUCCCAGUAGUUGCCGGUUCGAGCACGGGCUCCGGAGGUCAGGACAGACUGUAUAGGCACAGAGUUUGCUAGUCUCCGGACUUCAUCGUUUGCGGUCUACUGUACCGUAAUUUCGCCAACUUUCGGUUGGUCGACAUGAACACAGUCAGUUGACUGCAGUGUCGACCACGACUGUGCAGUAGUUUGUCGCUAAGGUCUUCGACUGCGAUCUGACGGCUGGCAUUGGUCCAUCUCCUAUUAGGGUUCAGGACGAGUCGCGGUGUGGUCGAUGCUUAUUCCAGCUUCGCGAGCAUUCGAAUUCCUUUCGCAUCCUGCAAGCCUGUGGAUCUCCCGAUUUCAAUCCUGCCCAUAAUUUCAAGCAGCAUUUCUUCUUCACAGCCAAGAUGCAGAACGAAGAAGGAGAGAAUGUAGACUUGUACAUCCCAAGGAAGUGUUCUUCCACCAACCGACUUAUCACGUCGAAGGACCAUGCCUCGGUCCAACUCAACGUGGGACACGUCGAUGAGAACGGAAUCUACACUGGACAGUUCACCACCUUCGCCCUCUGUGGAUUCGUCCGCGCCCAGGGAGACGCUGACAGCGCCUUGGAUCGCCUGUGGGCCAAGAAGAAGGCCGAACUCGGUCAGUAGAAAUGCAAGUUUCCAUAGGAGACCAUGAUAAUUUAGCAGCUACACAAAUUGGACAUGCAAUUUUGACUCGGAACCCUAAACCUGUAUUUAUGUGGAUGCUUUUUGAGUAAUUCGCUCUCUUUGAGUCUCUUGCAUGAUUGUUUCGUACUCUUUUGAAUGCGUCGAUAACUGGGUUGAGAU
Molecule: messenger RNA, 899 nt
Organism: Marchantia polymorpha subsp. ruderalis
Lineage: Eukaryota; Viridiplantae; Streptophyta; Marchantiopsida; Marchantiales; Marchantiaceae
Source: the annotation of a GenBank genome assembly